CCAUGGAAAGUCCAACCACGCCGCGCUUCAAUAUACCCAAACCGGAAUCUGGACUCGCGGAAUGGACACAGAAGAUCAAGGCGCUCCAACGACAAGUAGACGCGGACGAGGUCGAGGAACAGCGGAAACUGGAGCAGGAGAUCGCUGCGUCUAGGUUGGCGAGGGUGAGGAGGGGUACUGGAAGGACGAGCGGUGUGAACCUUCCUGCCAGGGACACUGAGCCUUUGGUUGAAAUCGGUUCAAAUCAAUUUGACUCUGUCGAUGAUAUGCAGACGAUUGCAGACCGACAGCGGGCGCAAGCAGAUGCACUCCUGAAGCUCUCUGGAGCAGUUGCACCCCCUCCUCCCGCCACAUCCAGGUCUCCUCCACCCACUAAACCAAUCACCUCACCCGCCUCGAGAGCAGAGCCCGUCUCUCUCGCCUCCUUCAUGGGAGCUCGCGCAACUGGUCCCAGGCUCAAUAAACACCCUGCUCAACAAGAUACCCACGACCCCACCAAGUUCGAACAGCGCACCACAGCGUCCUCCCCACAUCCUAUCUUCGGACGCACCGGAGUCGCCAUGCCAGGGCUUGCUGCGAAGGGCAGAACAUCCCAAGAAGAGCCGCACUCGGAUCGAACAGACUCUGUGCGCUCGCCACCCACUACUCAUGCGGCCCCGGAUGUCCCUCGUCCUCGUAGAUUCAGCAACUCGCUUGCGCUACAGCGAUACAUGGAGCAUGUAGACCAAAAGGUCGUCAUGCCACAGAAGACAGGAUCUACCGUCUCCAGAGAUCUACCCCGUCCUCGCACGAUGAGCACUCCGACUGGUCUUCCUCCUAUCAACAUCCAAGCGGCUACCCCAGCAUCCCGCGCCACACACGCCAAUCUUCCUCCUCCCAGAUCUGUUUCUAUACCGGAAUCACGCAAUUUUACGACUUCGCCUCUUGACGCUGAACCACCACGGAAUAUACCUGCCGCUUUGAAAUCACCUCCCGUAACUCGCACGUUUACCCCUUCUCCCAAACCCACAGAUACUACUACUACACCGGCUAGGCCACCUUCAACACGGCCUCAGAGCACGGGCGUAUCUUCUUCUCCCAAAUCCCCUACCACAGUCACCUCAACCUCCCUCGCACGUCCCAUCCAACCCACCCCCAAAUCCCUCUCCAAUGGCCCUCACAUUCCCCUAUCCCAGAACCCAUCUCCCGCAUUCCUUAAACCAUCGGCGCAGAAAGAUCCGACACCGAGUCUGAGUCGACUUAAGGGACGUGGGUUCGUGCAGUCCAUGGUCAAGGCGAGCAGUCAGCUCGAAGGGCCUUCGGAGAUGGGUAGCCUCACCAGCACUCCGACUGGUCUGGUUUCAGGUGGCGGGGGUGGCAGACGUCUUUCAUCUGUUGUGAAUAGGUGGCAUCAACCGGAAUCUACGUCAAGCACGCCUGCUCCGAUCGCUCCGAAACCUAUCGCCUUGCGAAAAUCGCGUACCGUUGAGACUUUGCCUUUCACCAAUUCUGCCCCUCCUCCCGCUGUCAUCGAACCCCAGCAGACCGGUAGAUCGUUACGGAACGUCCCUUCUGUGCCCGCGUUGACAGCCUCCCACACCGGGACAUCUCAUGUUUCGAGGUCGAAAACCCCUGUGGAAACCACGUCAACUCCAGGACUGGGAUCCUCAUCCACCCUAGUCUCGUAUAUCAAGCCUAUGAAGACCGGAGACGAUGCUCCCUCUCAGUCGUCGACUUCUCGUCCGACCACACCAGCAGCAAUUUCCCGGCCGGUCACCCCAGCUGCGAGUUCUCGACCCGUCACUCCCGCUACAAACUAUCGUCCGGUCUUUCCAGCCUCAUACGGUCUCGAUGAAUUUGGGUCACGAGCGGGGAGGCGAGGACAGCCGUCUGUUGGAAUUUCUGCCGCUGUGCUCCCGCCGUCACCUGGAAAGCCACUGAGCCAUCUCACCAAAGACAGAGCGAAGAGACCGCGAAAGGGAAAGAAGGCCACGGUCUCGUUCCGUGAACCCCACGACAACGACAACGAGGCGCCAGCACCAGCUGUCGACGUUGCCCCCCAAACUCAGAGCCAGACGCCACCGACACCGCCACAGGAGAAGACGAGUUCCAGGCCUUUGCCUACCCUUCCGCCUCAGCCCACAACCACAACCACGGCCCUACCCUCGGCUUUAACCAUUCCGAUCGCCACCCCUUCCUUCAAGCCCAUUCAGACAGACGCACCGAACGGUUCCCCGCAGCCCCCUUCUCGUUCCAAGGAGCUGUCAACGGCGUCUCGCCCCCCGAUCAGCACCUCUUCGUCCACCGUCCCUGCGCCGACUAAUUUUACGCCCCCCGUGCGAGAGACUCCAGAACCAGAAGUCACACCAUCCUCUUCCCGUCCCAAGGAAUCUAAAGUCUCCAGCAUUGCCGACAGAUGGGCCGAUCAGGCUAUCAUCGGCGUCAAGCCCACGACCAAGUACCCCUCGCCACCCUCUAGUGGCCGGAGCAAUGGCAAUGGAGAAGUGAAUGGAAAAGGUGGCGUCGGUGCCCAUGCUUUACCUGGUCUCACGACAACUAGUACGACAGCGGGCCUUGGAAUUCAGAGCGAACGAUCCCCUCGCUCGCCCCGGCGUCACAGUCGUAUUCCAAGCACGGGGAAUCGGGCGAGGGUUAUGGAACUUGCUCAGGCUCUUAGUGAACAGCAAGCGGUCGAAGACAGCACGGAGGCUGGAUCGUCCAGCACUCUACCUCCACCCGUGGCGGUGAACGUAGAAGAUGCUGCUCUGCCCAGUCCUAGCCCUGUGGAAUCAUCACAGAGAAAUGUUAUCGGGUUGGGUCGACCGUCGGAUUCCGGACUGCAUGCUCCUUCGAUGGCGAAACGACAGUCGAGCCACGAAAAGUAUUCGGCGUUUAUGAUGCCACCUUUGAAGGAAGAGAAGACGCCGACGCCUACUCCGGUUGGGUCGAUGGCUGUUCGUGAUGCGAAGUCUGUGAUUGACGAAUUCCCCGCUGUGGUGGAGGAUAAGACAGAACGUGAAGCAGCCAAAGCGGAACCUAAGGCUGAACCAGUUGUAGAUUCCCCGGCGUCCGUCUCUGAAGCUCCCAAACCAGAACAACCAAAGUUCAUCGAAUUCCACCACAUCGACGAACCCUUGCCCUUCAUCAAAGUUCGGGACCUCUUGAAUCACAAACCAGAAGUAUUCAAGCCUGACAGCAGUAUCCUUACCAUUUCUGUCGACGUCAUGGCGGUCGCGGGUGGUUCAGCAGCGACUAUCGACAGCGACACGAACAUCUUUUACGAGUCUGAGCUUCUCGCUAUAGUUCAUCGCUUCAAGACAAAGUCGAGCGGUCUGGUGGCGACGAAGGUGUGGGGCUGGAAAGGCAAGCAAGCACAGAUGGGGGAACGUGAGGAGCGGAAGAUCAAGGACCUUGCGCGACACCAUGGCACCUCAAUGAUAUUUGUACCGCAAUGUCAAGAGCCUGACGAACUUAUACAUGUGUUGGGUGGCCAGAUCGCUAUUAGACAAGGCUCUCGUUCGCACUGGAGUGCUGAAAACACUACGAUGCACGUCGUCCGUUCUCGUCAGGGUUAUAUUACCAUCGACGAAGUAGACCUCGAUAUUUCCAACCUCUGCUCCGGGUUCAGCUAUUGCUUGACGCUGCUCGGAAGCGUCUAUGUCUGGCAUGGUUGCGGCUCACUCCCAAAGGAGCGCGAAGCAGCUAUGGCAUAUGCCCGUGCUCUUACUAGUGCGGAGUCUACUCCGACAGAGCUGGUGGAAGGGGAGAACGAUGACGACGAAAUGUUCUGGAUGAUGCUAGGCCAACCGGAUGAGUAUGCGAAGGCAGAUUACUGGCGGUGGAGGUCGACUUCAGAUAAGGACCCUUCUCCACGGGUCUGGUCCGUUGACAUGUCGAGAGGCAAGGAUUGCGUUAAGCCCAUCGGCACGCUUGCAAGCGAACUUGACCAGGACCAGGUAUACCUCAUUGACUGCAGUUGGGAGUUCUUCGUGCUCGUCGGCAAAGACGCCCGCGCGAAGAGGUGCGACAUUCGUAUUGCGCUAUCGGCAGCUAUGGAAAUGUCCAGAAUAACAAAACCUGCGCGCCCAUUUACACCGCCAGUUCACGUUCUUGUAUUGCCUUCGCGCCUGCCCUCUGACUUGCGAACACACUUCCGAGAUAUGGAUGAAGGCCAACUCAAUGCGGGAGAAGUCCCUGACCAUAUGAACCUAUUUUCAGCCUCGGAGGCCCUGAAGCAGUUGGCCAAGGCAUCAUGGAAGAGGUCACUUCUGCGUGACGAGAGCAUGCUUCCAUUAGGCCUUGAUCCCUCUCACCUACGAUGAACGGUCUUUGUCCAUCGUCAGCUAUCUGUUUUUCGUUUGUUUUACCCCGG
Messenger RNA from Stereum hirsutum FP-91666 SS1, 4351 nucleotides. RefSeq lists its product as uncharacterized. Lineage: Eukaryota; Fungi; Basidiomycota; Agaricomycetes; Russulales; Stereaceae. The annotation marks the transcript as partial. The record is from RefSeq and is a predicted model, not a curated record. Gene Ontology annotation, molecular function: phosphatidylinositol-4,5-bisphosphate binding; actin filament binding. The transcript has 11 exons. Gene Ontology annotation, biological process: actin filament severing; barbed-end actin filament capping.